Messenger RNA from Mytilinidion resinicola, 762 nucleotides. RefSeq lists its product as uncharacterized. The record is from RefSeq and is a predicted model, not a curated record. The coding region runs from base 1 to 762 and encodes 253 amino acids. The transcript has a single exon. NCBI's taxonomy places the organism in Eukaryota, Fungi, Ascomycota, Dothideomycetes, Mytilinidiales, Mytilinidiaceae.
AUGCUCGUCGCGCAGCGUGUGCGACCGCUGCCAGUGCCCCCGAUGCGGUGGCCUGCAGCGCGCUCAAACAGGCAGCUGGCCAGGGACACCGACACCGCCGGCGCGGGCAGGGCGAGGACGAGGCUGCUGCGUUGUGCGGUGUCGCGGCGAAAUGGGCAUGGCGGAGGCCCUUCUUUGGGCAGUCUUCCAGAACCUUGGGCAGCUCGCCGUUGGAGAUCUGCGGCCGCUAUCCACCGAUUCAGUGGGCGGCUGACGUGCGGCUUUAGGCUCCCCCACGACGAGCAGGACGAGCAGGACGAGCCGGACGAGCCGGCGCAGGAGCAAGAGUCGCGCCACCACGCCGCAGUUUGGCCUCCGUUUGAGGCGUGCGUGUGGACGAAAGACGGCACCAACAGUCCGCAUGGUGCCCCAAGAACAGCCCAAACGCCGUCAGCUGGCCUCAGUUCGAGGCGUGGCCUGGUUGAAAAGACGGUAACAAUAGCCCAGUGGCGUCCAUCAAGACGACCCCGGACGCCUAUCCAUGCUACUCCUCCCAGCUACAAAGGUAUCCGUCGCGCCGACUGGCUAGAUCCAAGCAAAGUCAAACACCCAAGAGAAACAUGCUUCCCAUACGUGCGCCCACCGCCGGAUACUCAGCAGGCUUUGGCAUCUUCAUGCGCGGCCCUAAUCAUCACAGACUCCCUAGACGGUUGGCGAGUCAGCAUACACCGCCAGCGCUAUGUGCUUGCCCCGCGACUCAAUUUCUUCAACUCGUACAUCUGA